AAAAAAUCCAACAUGGCGGCCAAAUGCGUUUUCCGUCCUUCAAUCGCUAGUUUUAGACUUUGUGGAUCAGGUGCUUUGAGGUGUCUUGAGAGAAUACACAGCUGUCAAAGGUCUUUAACAAAGGAAUCAAAUUAUUUUCAUUCAUCCGCCUUUUUGUCCAAAGCAAGAACAAGAAGUCAAUGGAGGAAAGACAGAGCACCAGCACUUACCAAGCUCAAGCCAAAUGAACCUGAGGAAACUGAACAAAGAAAAGCCUAUGGUGGCCACAAAAAGAUCAAAGCUGUGCAAGUAAACCGUGGAAUCUAUGCAUGGAAUUCUCUAGAUGUAGAGUUUGAAUGUCGUAUCAUAAGUGUGGUUCAUAACACAGCUCAUAAAGACUUCAACCAAGAAGGUGUGAUGGUCAAAGGGACCAUUGUUGAAGUGGACCCAAGUCCUUUUAAAACCUGGUACAUAACCCAUUACCAAAAAGAAGACUCUUCACAAGAGGCUAAUUCUUCACUUGAACAUCUCAUGCCAUACCCGAACAAGGGAAAACUUUAUGCUAAAAUAACAUCACGGCCAGGUCAAAUUGGAUUUUGUAAUGGGUACAUCCUUGAGGGAGAUGAGUUGGAGACUUUGUUCAGCACGCGUGAAGACUUAAGGCCAUCAUCGGACAAAAGCGCGCAAGGACGAUGAUCAUACCAUGGAUUAUCCUGUCAUCCAUGGGAAAAACUUCUAAAUUUUGUGCAAUCCUUCCUCCCAAUCUUUUGGUCCUUCAGCCUUCAUUUGAUAGCGGGUGCAGGGGAAGGAAUUGUUGUCAACGCUUUAUAGACUGUAAAUAAUUAAUAAAGGUGGGAAACAUAAACUCGG
This is a messenger RNA of Pocillopora verrucosa, 849 nucleotides long. RefSeq names its product small ribosomal subunit protein eS8-like. Gene Ontology annotation, molecular function: structural constituent of ribosome. Gene Ontology annotation, biological process: translation. Lineage: Eukaryota; Metazoa; Cnidaria; Anthozoa; Scleractinia; Pocilloporidae. Gene Ontology annotation, cellular component: ribosome. The record is from RefSeq and is a predicted model, not a curated record.